Molecule: messenger RNA, 2675 nt
Organism: Prunus avium (sweet cherry)
Lineage: Eukaryota; Viridiplantae; Streptophyta; Magnoliopsida; Rosales; Rosaceae
Product: Pentatricopeptide repeat (PPR) superfamily protein
Biological process (GO): RNA modification
Cellular component (GO): intracellular membrane-bounded organelle
Molecular function (GO): RNA binding; protein binding; zinc ion binding
Source: RefSeq, a predicted model, not a curated record
AUGGAAAUAUUUCUUGUCUUUGUGGCCCUCUCAUUGCUUUGGCAACUACAUUGGUGGAGGCACAGCGUUAUAGCAAUGCCCAGUAUAAAAGUCCCAAGAAACUAUCACGUACCGUUUCUAUUCAAACCGAAGGUCAUACCCGGUUCUAUCGAGGACCCCAUCAAGCUUUUGAAAAAGGCAGCUGAUACUAAGAACCUACGGUUAGGCAAAACAGUCCAUGCCCAUCUCAUCAUUUCCAGUGAAACUUCUAAAUUCCUUGACAUAUUUCAUGCUAACUCUCUCAUCAACUUAUAUGCAAAAUGUGACCGAAUUACAACUGCCCGCCAUUUGUUUGAAUAUAUGCCCAAGAGAAAUGUGGUAUCUUGGACUGCCUUGAUGGCUGGCUAUUUACAUAAAGGGCUGGCCUUGGAAGUUCUUGGCUUGUUCAAGACUAUGGUAUCUGUGGAUAAUUUGUGCCCGAAUGAAUUUGUUUUUGCGACUGUUCUUUCUUCUUGUUCUGGCAGUGGGAGAGUUGAAGAGGGAAAGCAGUGCCAUGGCUAUGUAUUGAAGUCUGGAUUGUUGUCUUAUCAGUAUGUUAAGAAUGCACUAGUUCACAUGUAUUCAAGUUGUUCAGAAGUGGAAGCGGCUAUGAGGGUUCUGAACACUGUGCCAGGUGAUGAUAUUCUUUCGUAUAAUUCGGUUGUAAAUGGGCUCUUAGAACAUGGGCAUGUGAAGGAAGCAAUGGAUAUUUUGGAUAUGAUGAUAGGUCAGUGCAAGGCUUGGGACAAUGUUACAUAUAUUACCAUUUUUGGCGUUUGUGCCCAUCUUAAAGAUUUGAUAUUGGGUCUGCAAGUUCACAGCCAACUGUUGAAGACAGAUAUCGACUGUGAUGUCUUUCUAAGUAGUGCAAUGAUUGACAUGUAUGGGAAAUGUGGUAAGGUUUUGAAUGCAUUGAAAGUUUUUGAUGGCUUGCAAACUCAGAACAUAGUCUCCUGGACUGCAAUCAUGGCCGCUUAUUUCCAAAAUGGGUACUUUGAGGAAGCAUUAGGUCUAUUGUCACAGAUGGAAUUUGAAGAUAUUCUUCCAAAUGAAUAUACUUUUGCUGUCUUGCUUAACUCAUGUGCAGGUUUGUCUGCACUAAGACAUGGAGAUCUAUUGCAUGCCAGUGUUGAGAAGUCGGGUUUCAAAGACCAUGCCAUUGUGGGGAAUGCUUUGGUCAAUAUGUAUUCAAAGUGUGGCAACAUUCAAGCAGCAAAUGACGUGUUCUUGGAUAUGACAUCUCGAGACGCUGUUACCUGGAAUGCAAUGAUAUCUGGAUUUUCCCAUCAUGGGCUUGGUAAGGAAGCGCUGAAUGUGUUUCAAGAUAUGUUGGAAGCAGGAGAGCGUCCUAACAAUAUUACUUUUGUUGGUGUUCUCUCGGCUUGUGCUCAUUUGGGUCUGGUGCAAGAAGGAUUCUACUAUUUGAACCAGCUAAUGAAACAGAUUGGCAUUGAACCCGGACUAGAGCAUCAUACUUGUAUUGUAGGGCUCCUCAGUAGGGCUGGACAACUUGAUCAAGCUGAGAAAUAUAUGAGGACUAUGCCAGUCAAGUGGGACAUUGUUGCCUGGCGAAGUUUGCUCAAUGCUUGUCAUGUACAUAAAAGUUAUGGCUUAGGUAAGCGAGUAGCAGAGGUUGUUGUGCAAAUGGACCCUAAUGAUGUGGGAACAUAUACACUAUUGUCAAAUAUGUAUGCCAAGGCAAAGAGGUGGGAUCGAGUUGUGCAGAUCCGGAAAUUGAUGAGGGAAAAGAAUAUCAAGAAAGAACCUGGGGUGAGCUGGGUAGAGAUAAGAAAUACUACCCAUAUCUUUGUUUCGGAUGAUAACAUACACCCAGAGUCCAGUCAGAUACAUGAAAAAGUUGGGGAAUUGUUGGCAAAGAUUAAACUAUUGGGAUACGUGCCAGAUAUUGCUGCAGUGCUACAUGAUGUGGAGGAUGAGCAAAAGGAAGAUUAUCUUAGUUAUCACAGCGAGAAGCUUGCAAUAGCAUACGCCCUCAUGAAAACACCUACAGAAGCGCCCAUUCGUGUUAUUAAGAACCUCAGGAUAUGUGAUGAUUGCCAUGCUGCUGUGAAACUUAUUUCAAAGGUCACAAACAGGUUGAUAAUUGUUAGAGAUGCCAAUCGAUUCCAUCAAUUUCAGGAUGGUAAAUGCUCUUGUGCAGAUUACUGGUGAUAAUGAUGACAGUUUUAAUAAAGUGGAUUUCCAGAGAAGGAACUUACAUCUUAUGGGUCAUAGCCGUAUAAGCCUCCAUGGCAGCCAUGCUGAGCAUGCUGUGCAGAGGUUCAUGCUGUGUUAAGACAUCCAGCAGAGAGGCUUUAUUUAAUCACCUGAUUUUGCUCCUAGAGUCCAAUGCAAAAUCAAGUCUAAUGUAAAGGCAGUUUCAGAAUAUAGAGCGGGGACUAAUUUUUCUUCACUCUACUAACUAUCGAUCAAACUUGGAGCUCAGCUACUUUGUUGUAUUUUAUUGCCUGUCAGCUUAUGUUGUAUACUCUAGUCUAUCAAGACAGCAUCAAAGUUUCUUGUAUAGCAGCUCUCAGAAGUUGGUUCUUUUGUUCUUUUUGAUAUGGUAUCUGAUGAUGUACGUCAACUUUUCUCAGCUAGUAAUACAGUAUGGGCAUGCUUGAUUUAGCAUGUUUAAAAUUCAUUUUUCUGUAUUG